GGUACAGCAUGUCUUUUUGUCCAGUUGAGUGAGCUCUGAGAUGGCUGCUGCUGUGAAGAGACAGGAUCCACCACGGGCGGCAAUGACUGCUCCACAUUAUCACAUGCAGUAAGAGACCCCUUAUAUUUCACCAAGGUGUUACUUGGAGGAAGCAGGGAAGUCUUCUGCUCCUGUGAUUGGUGGGUAACAGACAUGUGACUCACACUGGCCUUCUGCUCGGCGUUGCUCUUCCCUCGUGCUCUGUGUGAGGAAGCAUGAGGGAGGAAAUGAAGAGCCAGACAGUCAGGAGAAAGAGAGAGAGAGAGAAAAUGGACGGUGGAGGGAGAAAGCCAGAGGGCAAGGAUGAUGGAGAAGGCAGCAGCAGAAUGGAGGUGAUUGCGAUAGUCAUCAUUAUCCAUUUUAUCACCUACUCAACUUUUAGCGGAUAUUUGCUGACUUUUUUUCUUCCUAUAUAUCCAGUAAUGGGUUUUUUAAUUUCCUUCACAAUUUCAAUGAGUGAGUAUGUUCGUAAUGAAGAACAUGAUGUUAUGACGGCUGAAUAUCUGAAACAGCUCUUGGUGUCUUCCUUUGCGCCUUACUUUCACAGUGUAGUUUUUACUUUUUUACUUCGCUAUCUGGUGAUGAAAUACAGCAAUCCAGUUAUGAGAAGAGAUCCUGUCUUUAGGAUUUCUCCGCGGAGAAAGAACAGUCAUCAGAAUCCUGAAGAGCCCAAUGAAGAUGAUGACAGAGACGUUCAAGAGGAAAGGGCAAGAGUUCAGAGUGCAUUGGCCUCUGCAAAUCAGGAAGAGAGACCAGUUAUCCUUGUCCACAGCCUGCACAAGGAAUACAAAAGUGAAAAGGCUUGUUCCUGUUUCAAGAAAAACAAGGCACGGGGAAAAGUGGCCACCAAAAAUGUCUCUUUUUGUGUUAAAAAAGGAGAAGUUUUGGGGCUACUGGGGCCCAACGGAGCUGGUAAAAGUACCACAAUGAAUAUGAUAAUAGCAGACACAAGUCCAGCUGCUGGACAGGUGCUGAUAAAAGGGGCUGAUGCAGCUGCAACAGAAGAAAAUGCUGCUGGUUUCCUUGGCUACUGUCCCCAGGAGGAUGCCCUCUGGUCCAACCUGACCAUGAAAGAACAUCUGGAGAUUUUUGCAGCCGUGAAAGGGAUACAGAAAGGGGCAGCUGCUAUUGCCAUCAAUCGAAUAGUUCAAGCCCUAGGACUCUGGAACCAUUUAAAAAAGACAACUAAGACAUUACCUGCUGGAAUUAGUAGGAAGUUAUGCUUUGCCCUGAGCAUGCUGGGUAAUCCUACCUUGAUGCUAUUAGAUGAACCUACAGCAGGAAUGGAUCCUAAAGGAAAGCGGCAGGUAUGGAAAGCACUUCAAACUGUACUGAGAGACAAAGAGCAAGGUGCCAUUUUGACAACUCAUCACAUGGAAGAAGCAGAGGCAGUCUGUGACCGAGUAGCUAUCAUGGUGACUGGACAGCUCAGGUGCCUUGGUUCUAUUCAGUAUCUGAAAAGCAAAUUUGGCAAAAAUUACUUGCUGCAAAUAAAAGUCAAGGGAGUAGACCAAGGGGAGCUUCUGAAUACUCAUAUUCUGCAGAUCUUCCCACGUGCAGCUCGUCAAGAAAGGAUAUCCACUUUGUUGGCCUACAAGGUCCCAAUGGAAGAUGCACUGCCUCUAUCAAAGGCCUUCUCCAUGCUAGAGGAAGCUAAACAAAGUUUCAGCUUUGAAGAGUACAGCUUUUCUUUGAACACUCUGGAACAGGUGUUCCUAGAACUUUGCAAAGAGCAAGAGCGUGAUUAUUUUGAUACAGCUCUGGACACAACUUUUGAAUGGAAACUACUGCAGCAGGCUGAUUUCUAAGUUGUUUGUGGCCUAGUCCAAAAAUUGAUGCUUUCAGAAGCGUCAAAGAACUGAUAGCUUGCAUGGAUUAAAAACAGCUUCUCUGCUAUUUCACAUGUUAGGAUGUCUCUUGAUUUGGUGUGUACAUUUCCAAAUAUAGACUACUUAGUUUGAAAAGCUGUGGAAAAUGGAAGAAUAUGUGAAGCAAGAAAGAAGAGUAAAGAAUCGUACAUGUCUGCAAAAUACAAGAAUUGUAACUGCUUCACGCAGUAGCUUGCUUUACUUACAUCAUUAUUAGAGGGAGGGAUGGAGGAAUGGACAGCUAAGGCUGUAAUUCUUCGCAUACUUACUGGGAAUAAUUCCUAUUGAAUACAAUAGGACUUACUUCCUUGUAAACAUGAAUAGGAAAGCAUUAUGUAAAAACAUUUUAAAACCUUGCCUUAAAAACCAUUCCACUCAUUCUCAAAACUUUGUAAAGCACUUCUUUGUAAGGAUGUCUCCCCAUCCCCCAAAUUAGAAGACAGACCCUUGGUUGGAGUGGUUCUACUUCCAGUUUUUGCAGGAUUUCUCCCUCCACCCCCCCCAAUCUUAGACUUUAUAUGUGUAGUCAUGUGUAGAUGAAAUUCAGGAUGAAAAACAUAAUAUUUGAAAAUUAUAUUGGAAUAAUAGUUUACUAAUCUAUAAUACCAAAGCAUAUAGAAUAAAUGUGUUAGCUUCUUAGAUUCCUGGAUACUUAUCUGAAAAAAAUGUAUAUCUGCAUUCUUUUCUAAAGGUAUGCUGAAUUGGUAUGAGUCUGUGAAUCAAGACUUUGUAACAACGUGUGUCUUCAAAUAUAUACCCUGCAUAAAACAGUACUGAUGUUUUUAAAAAAUGUUUUUGUUAUUGUUAUUGAUGGAUUUCUGUUUCUGGAGAU
Messenger RNA from Rhineura floridana, 2739 nucleotides. Its product is annotated as ATP-binding cassette sub-family A member 10-like. Gene Ontology annotation, biological process: lipid transport; transmembrane transport. The record is from RefSeq and is a predicted model, not a curated record. The coding region runs from base 255 to 1847 and encodes 530 amino acids. Gene Ontology annotation, molecular function: ATP binding; ATP hydrolysis activity; ABC-type transporter activity. The transcript has 18 exons. NCBI's taxonomy places the organism in Eukaryota, Metazoa, Chordata, Lepidosauria, Squamata, Rhineuridae. Gene Ontology annotation, cellular component: membrane; intracellular membrane-bounded organelle.